AUGGCCAAAAAUGGUGUUGGAAUUUUUGUCAGAGAACCGCUAGCCCAAGAAGUACUGGAUAUUAAAAGGAUUAAUUCACGUCUCAUGUGGAUCAAGCUUCGCAUAGAAAAGCAAACAAUGAUUAUUUUUUUUGCAUACGCAACACUUAAAUCCGGCCCUGAAAAAAAAGCCGGUUUUUGGCCGGGGCCUAACUUUGGUGCAUUCCUGUUAGGGAAGCAAUAUUCUGUAAUUAGUAAAUAUACGAUUGUAACUUUUGACUCAAACGAUAAAAAAUCACCCUCCAACUUUCCUCCGAAAUCUUCAAAAAAGAUGUUCACUCCUGCACUACGAGGAAGUGCGAGUCAGUUUUUGCAGGAGACAUACCCAUGGAUAUUGUGGAUAUGGCACAAGAAUUAUUUCCUGGCAAAUAAUUUUUUAGUUCUGUGGAAUAAAGAGAACAUAAUUUUGGAGCGUAAACAUUUCUUCGUUGUAGUUGACAUUUCAUACUACCAAAAAAUGAGAGUCAAAGAAUACAGUGGCAAGUGA
Messenger RNA from Helobdella robusta, 525 nucleotides. RefSeq lists its product as hypothetical. The record is from RefSeq and is a predicted model, not a curated record. NCBI's taxonomy places the organism in Eukaryota, Metazoa, Annelida, Clitellata, Rhynchobdellida, Glossiphoniidae. The coding region runs from base 1 to 525 and encodes 174 amino acids. The transcript is spliced from 5 exons.